CCAAUUCCAUUGCGGCAGUGGAAUGCAAUACGCGUAAAACUCUCCGAACUUUACUUCCAGUAAAUCAAGGUUUUCGGGUUUUGCAAAUGGUCCGCUGCAUCGGUGGACCAGUUUGAGCAGACAACCACGCUACCUGCAGGCUGCGCAUGGCGUUCAUGAAAUCGCCGCCUGCGCACGGCUGCAGCGGUACGCAGACACGCAGCCCGCGUGCGGUUGGGUAUGCUUCGAUUGAAACUGUGAUGGCAGCUACGUGAAUCGAACCGUGCUGCUGCACCCCUCCGUCGUUUUGGACCCGCGGUACCUUUUGGUUUUAGACGGAUUUGGGUUUCUGUUCUGUUCUUUGCUUCUCAAAAGACUUCUCAUUUUAAAAAGCAUUUUUUUCUGUUCUAGAAAAUGUAGUUACUGUAACUUCUCUGGGGAUGAAGCAAAGCCAGUCUAUCGCCUUCACCUAAUUAAUACUUUGACCAAAACCGAUCAUCCUUCUCCACUGCAACCAGUCAAGCCGUUUAAUGAUUUGAUAUCGGUAAAUAAUUCGAGCAAACAUUAAACAAUCUGUAAAGUGCGCAUAUUUCAGAGAAUUGAUCACCAUAUAAGCUCAGCCGGCAUUUCCUAUCAUAAUUUUUUGUUCAUCAUGACCGAAACCGACUACAGUGCGUUCAGUGCCGUUCACUGAGUUUUCACAAGAAGCUCGCCCACCUUCUUCUGGUAAAUUGUUUAAUUAUUUGGUCAGACCGCAGUAUCUCUAAGCCUUCGUGGUUGGUAAUCCCCUCCUGACUACAAGCUGCGACCACUGCAACAGUAUGUGGAAUACGGGUGCGCGAAAGUUCGUCAGCUGCACGUUGCGGAAGUCCGUUAUACUUGGAUUGGAAUACACGGAAGACCUAUUACAAAAACGGCGUACAAAAUUCUCCAACCAAAAUCUACAAAGAAGAUCACUCACAGAGACAAUUGGUCAUAUGUACGAGGGCCCUUUCAUAAGUUUUAGUCUUUGCUGCACGGUUUUGAACUAAAUCAAAUUUACUUUUUCGAAUCCAUAAAAUCUACUUCUCUACUCUGUCUGCACUGCAGGCAUCUGCUCCCCAUUUCUUGAAACGAAUUCAGAGAAAAAUGACGCGGUAAAGAGGAGAUCGACCCAUAAAAAUUCUGUUUCUCUUCUUUUUAUGCUUUUUGCUCUUAGACAUCUAAUACUGCAUUUAAAGUGAAAAUUAUUUUGAACUAGUAGAAGGCUAGGCUAUGUUGAUAAAAUGGCUGCGUCAAGAUAUUCUUGCGUGAUGUUGCAAAACAAAUGAGCGAAAGGACGAAAAGUAUAGGUGCGUGCUAUCUUGGGGUUGCCCCGUACGGAGGCUAUACCGUGUCAAAGUCAAUCUUCUCCAAGCUUAUCUGCGAGGAGUUGCAGCGAUUCCUCGAAACCAUUGCUUCCUAAAUGUUUAGUCCCUCUACUACUGCUUUCAUGGUUCAACGAGAUUAUUAUUGUUCGUGCCUUCGUGGCUGUUUUACAAGAGACGUUGUCCAGAUGUAAACAUUAAAGUAUGGUUCCUCAAUUCCCUGGCCUACGUCACAGAAGAUUGCCCAGCUCGAAAUAGCUUAACCAGUCCACAAACGUUAGAACGUGAUGGCAAUGAAUCAAGGAAAAGAAUAAAUAAUUCGCCAAGAAAUAAAACUCCAGUGUUCUUUUCUAGCAAUUUCUUGAAAUAUGUAAAGAAAAUCCGCGGUCGGUAAAAUGUUAACUCAUUAUUGACGCGAGGCAUUUUGAGCCUGGGUACCAAAUACCAAUGCACGAACGGAUGCCAGUCGCCAGCCGUGGGCGGUAUCACCUCGGCCAUUGCCCUAUGAUCUAGUUAUGAAUGCUACACUUUUUGAACAAUCAGAUCAUAAUUUUAUUAAUUUUGGUUCGUAUCAAAGGCUAAAACUUAUGAAAGGGCCCUCGUAUUAGUAUUUCUUGUCACUUAAAACAAGGUUGUCAAACGUACCCAGGUAUAAAAUGCCUUUGAAAAUAGAGAAACUCACCUGUUGUUGAUAAAGCUCAUCAGCAACAGCGGCCAGUUCCCCCAAAAUUUUUAAGCUGCGGGCUAUAGCCACCCACGUCUGAUUUCGUGAGAGCCUGCAAAAGUAUCUCGACACACAGGAAAGCAGGUUACCGGUACAAAACUUGCCAUUUUUAAUUUUCGGCAAAUACGCAAGUGCGAUAAAGUAGUGAUAAAAAAGUUCGCAUGCAGGAACUACUUGUUGCCUGUUGGAUAUGCUAUAUAAAAAUGCAUUUCUAAUUUUCUGCGUACAUCGGCAGGAACGGCACGACUGAGUGACAAUCAAAUCAAACUGCAAAUAAAAUGAUAAAGCUUUUCGACCCUGCUGCGCAUUUGCCAACGUAAAUAAAUUUUAGCACUGCAGACUUACGGAAUAUGAGGCAACUAUUCGGUUUUCCAUUUCCUGUCAUUAUGAUUAAACGAAGGACACAUACAGUGUUUUUUAGGAAGGACACAUACAGAUACAGGUAUUUUACAUAAAUUUGUCAUUUCACCGCAAUGGAAGAACCAGAUAGUGCGUCAACCAUAGCCACGACGUACUCGAGCUGCUCCCCCACAAAGCCACUCGACAGCUUCACCAAUCCUCAUGCCCACACAUUCCCUGAUGUGCAGUCUUCUCGACCUCCGCCAAUCCACAAUAGGGAUCACGACCCUGCUGAUCCCUUCGCCAUUGCCACCUUCCCCUGGAUCGGACUGUCCAUCCGUGAUCACCAGCUGCUCAAGCGCCAUGCACAGCUCUUAUCCUCGGAGGACGUGCAUGAGGCGGAGGACGCCUGUCGCUUGCUCUUGGAUGUGUACAUCCAUGAUUUCCCCGCGGAGAUCUUCCUGCAACGCCCCGGAAUUCUGCAGGCAUUGUGCGCUUUAGUGGAGUCCAAGAAGGAGCCUCUCCCGUCGCAGGCUUUCGCCUGUUUGGAGGCUUUGUCCAGCCAGUUUGCUGUGAGGUUUCGCGAGGUAUCCAUGAGCAUGCUUGCGGAGGAGGCCAUUGAUCACGUGCAGCUUGGGGAUUGUAGUAUGUCGGUCCCACGUUCUAGUAGCAGCUUUCCUCGGUCAUCUUUUAAUGCCAUUUGGAGCGGUUCGCCGUCGUCGUCCGGUUCGUAUGGCAGUCGGUCGACCACAGCAUCGAGGUCUUCCGCUUCCUUGGAUGCGGUUUCAAUGGAAACUCCCGAAGAAACCUUGGAACUGCAGCUGCGCCAGCUAACGUUCCCGGUGUACCUGUGCGCUGUGAUCGAGUGCUGUCUGAACACUCUGGGCGAAACUCUCCCGUUGGGCAUCGCGCGUCCUCUGCUCCUUUUGGAUCUCACCUGCCGCCUCCUGCGCGUGGUCGUACAUCCCAGCCUGUGGGUGUCCCAGUCACCGAGCUCGCUGAAAGUGGCCGAGAAUGUCCUGCAUUCUCUGAAAGCAGCCGGCAACCGCAUUCUCUACCAUGCUACACAGACUGAACGCGGAAUGCACCACGUGCAGAAGUCCCGAUUGAUUUAUGUUGGUUUGGUAAAAGCCGUUUGCAUCUUACUGGAUAUCGUAUCCUUGUCCCACGUCGAUGUAUUCCCGCCACCCUUCAGAUCAUGUAUACCAUGGAUCUGCCAAGAUGAAUCUCUUGGGCUGUCUUAUCCAGCAAUUCGCGGUAAAUGUCUUCGUUACCUUGAAGCCCUUAACCCCAUCAGCUGUGAUGUUUACGUCUCUGCUGUGGACGUUUGCUCAGCCAUGACCGCCACCUGUGAUUUUCUCAGAGGCUUCGAUUCCAAAUGCCCAUCUGCCUUUCCCUCUCUUGCUCAGCGAGCGCUAAAAGGCAUUCCCUCCUUAGUGUUCCACCAGAGCAAUCAUUUCAUCGAAACCUGCUUUCAGCUGUGCUCCGCUGCCCUGGGAGCCCUCCCCGAGAAGUCUCGACCAUUUAUGAAGCUGGUGGUGCGGCUGCUGGCUUACCCCAAUACUGGUGUACGGAAACAGAUUUACGAAUCGUUGUUUAACUUUUGCGCUGGAAUUCUGAAUGUGGACAGCGCAGCGGAUCCCAACCGUGCACCUGGCCAGGAAGUAAUCUUUCUUUUGUCAACGGAGGUGUUGCGAGAAGUGGUUCUCUAUGGAUUAUUUCAGCAGGAAACAAGACUGUCGGCACAAAAUAUUUUAUCCUUAUUAAGCCAGAAGUUGUUGAUAAGGAAUAAUGCUGUUUGGAAUCGAUUAAAAACGGUCGCCAGGACGUUGUUUUGUGGCUUAUUCGUCCACGCUGAUUUAGAUUCGGAUUUUGGAAGGCGAAUAAUAUCCUGGGCCCAAUCCCAGCCCGAUGACGAGGCGUUGUUUGAUUCCGUUACGCGUCUUCGUGCCGCUUUCGUCCUGAUGUUCCAUCCCAACCGGUUGGUGCGCGGCCAGGGUGCCGAACUUAUCCUCAAGCGCAUCAAAACAACAGCUUACCUCCGUUUGCAUGGAGACACUCUUAAACCUGAUGUCCAACAUUCUUUCGAUGAUCUCCACGUGGAAGAGCCAUUCUCCACCGAGAGUUUGGAGCGGAGUAUGACAAUUUGGACGGAUACGCGGAUGGAUAUGACGGUGCGUUGGCCAGCAUUGCGGCAGAUCUUUUUACACUUGAGGAAGCCUGAAGCACAUCCCGCGUUCUAUGGCAUGCAUGGACCCGAUACCCUUGUUUCCAUGUUGCGAUUGAUACUGGAGAGAACUGAAUUAAACUACACACCCGAGAACUUGGUACUGUUGUUGGAAACAGUGCUCACAGUCCUGUUAUACAACGACAAAUGGCGAACAGAGAACGCCGCAAUUACUCAUAUCUACGAGUAUAUCUUGUGCGUUCUGUCCCUCAUACCGGUGGGCACUCCGAUGUGGAAUCAGCUGCAGUGCGCUGGAUCCAGUAUAAUUUUUCUCCUGACAUUUAGCGACAUGAUCAUUCGUCGCGAUGGAUCCCUCUCAAUCUGUUGCACAUUUUACCGGGCUGUCCUUAAUCCCUGCAAUAUGAUGUUUCAUGAUUUUCAUCAGAAGCAGUCCCAAGUUGGGUCAUCCUGUGAUCUCCUGCGUUCUCCUGUGGCGGAAAUGCUCGUUAUCCAUUGGAAUGUAUCAUUGGCUGGAGGCGUUACAUCGCUUUUGACAGAAGAAAAAGACGUGUGGAAUGUGGACUUUGCGCCGCGACUGACUAUAGAUGACCGUACUAAAUUGGUGCUGCGUACUACCCACCCGAUGUGGGGUUUUGUUGCGGCUGCGCGGAUGCUAGAGAGCGCCGGAAGCCAUGGCGCUGCAAUGGAGGCGUUGGAUGCUAUGAAAGUCUAUCAGAUCUUAUGGAGUUUUCUGCCAAUGACACAACAAACAGAGUUGCCGCAUUCCGUGGAAAGCGCCUUCCGGUACAUCUCGGUGUUGCCUCAUAACAGUUCAGACCUGCUGUUACUGAGCAGGAUCGCGGAUUUCGUGGCUGUGUCUGCUCAAAAGCACUCGAGAGCUGGUCGAAGUUCCCCAGCAGCAUGUUGGAUUCAUAGUCUGAUUGUGGAUUCUCGGAGCAUGUUUGUCGAAGCGGUGAGGAAGUCUAAUAAAGAACUGACGCUUUUGGCGACUGGGAAAACCAGUCUGCGAGUGCCGUACAUUGCCGCUUGUAAAGCGUUAAUGAAAUCUGCCUGGAAUCUUUUCGAACAUGUUUCCAGCGUGGUAGGUAGCGAUGAGUGGGAUAUGGCGCAGGUGUUGGAGGUGUUCAUAGAAACUUUGCGUGGUACUCUCAAUUCUCCGGUGCAGGAUUUUGGAGCGCUGGUUGCUUCGGAAAAAUGCGUGGCACUGUUUUGCAGCAAUCCCCUGGUGGCCAAGCAGCCGGAAUCCAUUUCAUUCGUACCCAGUGUCAUCUGUUGCCUUUCAACCAUUACACAGAACAACAGCGAGCCGAGUGUAUCUUUCCUUGGGCGGGCCAUAGUCCGCUCGGCUGCUUUGGCGCUUUUGAAUUUGGCUUGUUAUCAACUGGAAUACAACAUGUUCCCGGCAAUGCUAGAGUCCUGGAGAAGCCAGGAUGAAAAUUUUCUGUGGAUACUGCCUCUUUUUGCGCACCGUGACCCUGUUGUUAGAGCAGCGGCUUUGAGCACGGCAGCCGCUUUGUGCUCGUUCAGGGAAGGACGGGUGGCGAUGAUUAAUGCUGUUAAGUUUGUGCCCGGAGGAUUGUGGAAUACGGCGCUAAGCUUCGUCUUCAGUGAGGAUGAGCCGGAUUUAGUCAAGUACUCAGCCAUCAGACUGCUGACCGUCUUGCUUCAGUUGGAUGCUAAGCGCAGUGAUUUGGUCUUGCUGGAUGAUGAAAGCAACGUUGAACUGGAAGGGAACGAUGCCUUGUUCUCCAUGCUGGAUCGCUUAGAUUUUUAUCAAAUGAUCUUUCGAUUACUGCAGAAAUUUGGCGGCGCUAUUCAUAGUCGUACGCCCGGUGAAUAUUUGGUUGGAGCGGUGUUUAAUUUAUGUGCUACCAUUUUGCGCCGUUUGGGCAAGCGCUGUUUGGUGAAAUUUCAAGAAACACAGUUCUUCCAUGCGGCUCUUCAUGUCUGUUUUUUGGCUCGAAAAUUUGUUGAGGAUUCGCCGAAGAUCGUGGACAGAGUGGGGGUUUUCUGUGAUUUGUAUGCGCUAAUCAUUGUAGCAGCCGGCUUGGAGGAGAUCGUUACCAACGUCGUAGCCGAAAAUAUGCACACUGUGAGUGCUGCCUUCACCCUUUUGUCUACACCAGCCCCUGUCAGCCAUACACUGUGGCUGAACAUAUACACAGCCCUUUCUAUCUGCUUGCGCAAUCCUUCUGUGAAAGAAGCCGGGUGGAAAUAUAUAGAGGACCAGCACACAGCGUUAUUACACAACUCCAAGUACAUUUUGUCACUGGCAACAGUCGAACCGGACCACCAACGCUUGCAGAUCGCCUACCUAACAUUUGUCGAGUCCCUUACGGAACGCGAUCAACCGGAGGUGGACGAUUUUCUCUGGCGUGGUACGGAGACCAUCGGUAGCUUGGUGACCAGUUUUUUGGUGGGACAGUUCGCCCAGCCGGCCGCCUGGGAGGUGGCUGGAUGGAGUGAGUUGCUGAAGAGAUUGCUGCUCCGCUACGACGCAGUGCGACGAGUCGCCAUGGACAGCGGCCUCGUGGAAACGGUGAUUGAUGCGCUGCUGGAGAUGGAUUCUACCGUCUCCAAAGAUCUCCACGUGCAUUCACGCAAUGUCUUGAAGAGCAGGAUGACCGAGCCGGUGAAAACGUGUUUGGAGCUGCUGAUGAAUUUGUUGUUUGGGAAUGUGGAGGCCAAGCGACUGGCGGUGAAGAAAGGGCUGGCAUCAGUGCUGAUCAGUCUGUGGAUCACGAUUGUUUGUGACGUUGAGAGCUUGCAUAUAAUCUUCCUCAGACUGCUGUGUACUUUUGGAGCAGCGUGUCAGGAGUCGUUGGCGUCUUUUGUAAAAGAAUCCGACCAUUGUCACACGAUGCCGCUGACCCUCUUCCACGUGAUAAUCACGGAUUUGGAGGAACAACUAGCCCAACCGCUCCCCCACCCGGAUAUCACGCCGCUUCUCUUCGACCUCCUGGCCCAGAUGUCGCUCAAUCCGCAGUGCCGCGUCUUCAUCCGCAAAUCCAUCAGCAUCCAUCGUGCACUGCCAGCACCCACCACAACGCCCCGACGACCCAAAGCCAGCCAGGUGCUAGAUGCCAUGUGGCUGCAUGUACUGGCCAAUCUGUCGUUCUUUGACGACGGCCUGUUGUUAAUCUUGGCUAAAGAAGAUAUCUGCAGUAUACUGUUUGAUUAUCUGGAGGUGGACGGUUUAUUUAAGGAAGUGUACAUAUCCGCUAUGCUCAUACUACGGAAUGUUACGUUCUGCCGGAAGGGAAUGAUACGGCUGACAGGAGCGCGGGGUGUCCUGGCCAGACUGCUGAGAUUAAGCUCGCUGCACUCCGAACCCAAAGUUCGCGUAUACGCCUUAUCUUGUUUGUUGGAAGUGCUGCAUGACCAAGUGAAGCUUCGUCACGCUGCCAAAGCCAUCUGCUUUGAUGAGCUAUAUCACGCGCGUGCCGACGAUGAACCACAAAUGUUCCAGCUGCGUGCCCGCGUAUUAGCGUGUUUGGAUGAUCGACCAGGCGCUUCAUAUGAAGAAAGAUGACAAUAAUGGACGUUCGAUUGAGGAGAUCGCAGCUGCCGAGUCGGCACACGAAUGUCCUCAACCGAAGUCGCUAUUGUUUAUACUUUUGGGAUUAGUGUUAAAUAAGAUUGUUGUUUUUUCGAUGUUGCCAAUCGCAGUGUCAGUAUUGCUUUCUUUUUGGGCACCCUCCAUACUUUUAUUGGGAUGUAAGAAAAUUUGUUGAUGUCUUGUUUAUUGUUGCAGUUGUGGCGGGGCUUGCUUAAAAUAUCUUUUAACGUCAGUGUCGUAAAAAUCAAACAAGACAUGCAGAGUAACGUAAGUUUUACUGCAUUGAAUUCAACGAAAAUAAUAAG
This is a messenger RNA of Paramacrobiotus metropolitanus, 8440 nucleotides long. Its product is annotated as rotatin-like. Gene Ontology annotation, cellular component: centriole; ciliary basal body; centrosome. The coding region runs from base 2523 to 8108 and encodes 1861 amino acids. Gene Ontology annotation, biological process: ciliary basal body organization; centriole replication; centriole-centriole cohesion. The transcript has 14 exons. The record is from RefSeq and is a predicted model, not a curated record. NCBI's taxonomy places the organism in Eukaryota, Metazoa, Tardigrada, Eutardigrada, Parachela, Macrobiotidae.